CCGCGAUGCAAGCGAUGGGCAUGGAGGAGCGCAAGGCGCCACUGCUGGCACCUUCUGCGCUACUCCGUCAGCGGUGGAAGGUCAUUGAUAAGAUUGGCCAAGGCGCCUUCGGCGAGAUCUACCGAGCCAUGGACGUGCUCUCGCAAGAGCUGGUGGCCAUCAAGUCGGAGGAGGCCAACUCCAAGAAACAGGUGCUCAAGCUCGAGGUUGCAGUGAUCAAGAAGAUGCAGGGGAACCCUGCGUUUUGUCGGUUCAUCUACUGCGGCCGCCACGCCAACGUCAACUACGUGGUCAUGGACUUGCUUGGUGAGAACCUGUCGGACCUCCGGCGCAAGAUGGGCGGCAAGUUCUCCAUCGCAACCACCGCCCGCCUCACCCUGCAACUCAUCCGCGGCAUUCAAGCCAUCCACGAGCAGGGCUACCUUCAUCGCGACAUCAAGAGCUCCAACUUUGCCAUGGGCCGCGACCGCGACACCGCCCACCAGUGCUAUAUUAUCGACUUUGGCCUCGCCCGCCGCUACCUGCUCCCCAACGGCCAGGUUCGCCCGCCACGCGAGACAACCGGCUUCCGCGGCACCGCCCGCUACGCCUCGAUCAACUCGCAUCUCGGUCGCGAGCUCGGCCGCCGCGACGACCUCUACUCGCUUCUCUACGUUUGCAUCGAGUUUAUGAAGGGCUCGCUCCCCUGGCGCCGUAUCCGCGCCAAGGAGGAGAUCGGCCAGAUGAAGCUCAAGAUCCGCUGGUCCGAGCUCCUCUCUAACCUCCCACUCGAGUUCCUUGCCUUUUCCGGCCAUCUCGACUCGCUCGACUACGCCGACGAGCCCGACUACGACCGCCUUUGCUCGCUCAUUCGCAAAAUGUGCAAGCGUCUCCGCAUCUCACCCGACGAGCCAUACGACUGGGAGCGCCGAACGCAGUACACCGACCGCUCGGGCGAUACCACCACUCUCGACCUCAACUCGUCCAACCAUCUCGAUGCCGGUGCCGCCGCCGCCGGAGGCGAGGUCCUCCUGCCCGGUGGCCGGGUGGCAGGCGCUGCAGACGCCGCGCCCGCUGCCAACGCCGCCGCCAACGCCGCCGCCGCAGACGCAAAAAUGGCAUCCACUCCCGCCAUGGGCAACGUCGCAAAGUUCCCGCCCGCAGCCGCUGCCUCGGUUGGCCGCCACCCGCCCAGCGGUCCCACCGCCGGCUCUGGCUACGCUCCGGCCUACCAGCUUCCAGGCAACGACUCGCUCGCCGUCUCCUCGCGCACCCUCAUGUCUUCGACCUCAUCGAAUGCCUCCUUCGUCCAGUUUCAGACCUCGCUCGCCAGCACCGGCGCCUUUGAGUCGUCCACCUCACGUUUUGCGGACGACUUUGCCUCGCUCGAGGCCAUGCCCACUGCCUCGCACUCGGGCGCCGGUUUGCAGCUCGGUGGGCCGCUCGUCGGCGUCGCCGUCGCGCCCAGCGCCGGCUCUACCCGCCGCUCCGCCGCCAUCGACUACUCGGACAUCCAUCUGCAGCCGAUCCACGAGGCCGGGGGCUCGUGCUCGCCCCGUGAUGGCGGCGCCGUCUCUGGCCCGCAGGACGGCCCCAUCGAGCUCGAGUCCAUGUCGGACGUCUCCUCUCAUGCCCCAGGCACUCCGCGCAAGAACUGCGACGCCGCCGACGCGACUGGUGCUCCCGCUGAUGGGACGCCGGCUGCUGCUGCCGCCUCGCCCACCCCGCCACCUGCAGACUCGGACGCCAACAACGGCACCGCCAAGAACGGUGGCUGCUGCGUCAUCAGCUAGCAACCUGCCUAACAAACGCACGAGCUGAGC
Molecule: messenger RNA, 1802 nt
Organism: Thecamonas trahens ATCC 50062
Lineage: Eukaryota; Apusomonadida; Apusomonadidae
Product: CK1/TTBK protein kinase
Exons: 2
Coding region: 6-1772 (588 amino acids)
Biological process (GO): signal transduction; peptidyl-serine phosphorylation
Cellular component (GO): nucleus; cytoplasm
Molecular function (GO): ATP binding; protein serine/threonine kinase activity
Source: RefSeq, a predicted model, not a curated record